GCAGUGUGUGGUGCGAACUAAUACACACGAGUUCGCGGUCAUAGGCUCGAACGAACAUCGAAUUCGACGGUCAGUGCGGUGACCAUGAUGAUGGAUAACGGGGUGAUGACAAAUAACUAUGACGGGGGGUACGCGGAUGGGUAUAUGGAGCAGGAGGAGGAGUGGGAGCGUGAGGGUCUUCUAGACCCGGCAUGGGAGAAGCAACAGAAAAAGACAUUCACAGCAUGGUGCAACAGCCACUUGAGAAAAGCCGGCACCGGAAUUGAAAACAUCGAUGAAGAUUUCAGAAAUGGAUUGAAGCUGAUGUUAUUGCUGGAGGUCAUCUCCGGAGAAACUCUGCCCAAACCUGAUCGUGGCAAGAUGCGCUUCCACAAGAUCGCAAAUGUCAACAAAGCCUUGGACUUCAUCGCAUCUAAAGGUGUAAAAUUAGUAUCGAUCGGCGCCGAAGAAAUUGUUGACGGUAACCUCAAGAUGACCCUGGGUAUGAUCUGGACCAUCAUUCUCAGGUUCGCCAUCCAAGACAUCUCCGUGGAAGAAAUGACCGCAAAGGAAGGUCUACUUCUUUGGUGUCAACGCAAGACGGCACCUUACAAGAACGUCAACGUUCAGAACUUCCACUUGUCAUUCAAGGACGGUCUGGCAUUCUGUGCCCUUAUCCACAGGCACAGGCCCGACCUGAUCGACUACAGCAAACUGUCCAAGGACAAUCCACUAGAAAACUUGAACACAGCAUUCGAUGUGGCCGAGAAGUAUCUCGACAUCCCCCGCAUGUUGGACCCCGACGACCUCAUAAACACGCCAAAGCCGGACGAACGUGCCAUUAUGACCUAUGUGUCAUGUUACUACCACGCGUUCCAAGGCGCACAACAGGCUGAAACGGCCGCGAACCGUAUCUGCAAAGUUCUCAAAGUCAACCAGGAGAAUGAACGCCUCAUGGAAGAGUACGAGCGUCUCGCCAGCGACCUUUUGGAAUGGAUCCGGCGAACCAUGCCUUGGCUGAACAGCCGCCAAACCGACAACUCACUUUCCGGGUGCCAGAAAAAGCUGGAAGACUAUCGCACUUACAGGCGUAAGCACAAACCACCACGUGUAGAACAGAAAGCCAAGCUAGAAACCAACUUCAACACUCUGCAGACCAAACUACGUCUGAGUAACCGACCUGCUUAUAUGCCCACUGAAGGCAAGAUGGUCUCUGAUAUUGCUCAGGCCUGGAAGGGUCUGGAGAUCGCUGAGAAAGCGUUCGAAGAAUGGCUACUUAGCGAGAUGAUGAGACUCGAACGCUUGGAGUACCUCGCGCAGAAGUUCAAACACAAGGCUGACAUCCAUGAGGACUGGACUAGAGGCAAGGAGGAGAUGCUGCAAUCGCAAGACUACCGUCAAUGCAAGCUGUACGACAUCAAAGCGCUAAAGAAGAAGCACGAGGCGUUCGAGUCCGACCUCGCCGCGCACCAAGACCGUGUCGAACAAAUCGCCGCCAUCGCUCAAGAGCUUAACACGCUGGAGUACCACGAGGUGGGCGCGGUGAACGCGCGCUGCCAGCGCAUCUGCGCGCAGUGGGACCGGCUGGGCGCGCUCACGCAGCGCCGCCGCCUGGCGCUGGACGACGCCGAGCGCGUGCUCGAGCAGAUCGACCUGCUGCACCUCGAGUUCGCCAAGCGCGCCGCGCCCUUCAACAACUGGUUGGACGGAACUCGCGAAGACCUCGUGGACAUGUUUAUCGUACACACCAUUGAAGAAAUCUCCGGCCUCAUGGACGCACACGCUCGCUUCAAGGCGACUCUCGGUGAAGCCGACAAGGAGUAUCAGGCGAUUGUAAACCUUGUGCACCAGGUAGAAUCUAUCGUGAAGCAACACCAGAUACCUGGAGGAUUAGAGAAUCCCUACACUACACUCACCGCACACGAGCUGAUGGGCAAGUGGUCGGAGGUGCGGCAGCUGGUGCCGCAGCGCGACGGCACGCUGGCGGCCGAGCUGCGCAAGCAGCAGAACAACGAGACGCUGCGCCGUCAGUUCGCCGAGAAGGCCAACGCCGUGGGGCCCUGGAUCGAGCGCCAGAUGGACGCCGUCACCGCCAUCGGCAUGGGCCUGCAGGGCUCGUUGGAAGAUCAGCUCCGAAGACUAAAGGAGUACGAAGCUGGCGUGUACGCGUACAAGCCGCACAUCGAAGAACUGGAACGCAUCCACCAGGCCGUGCAGGAGGGCAUGAUCUUCGAGAACAGAUAUUCGCAAUACACAAUGGAGACACUCCGCGUCGGCUGGGAACAACUGCUUACGUCCAUCAACCGAACCAUCAACGAAGUCGAGAACCAGAUUUUAACUCGCGACUCCAAGGGCAUCACACACGAACAGCUCAACGAAUUCCGCGCCUCGUUCAACCACUUCGACAAGAACCGCACCGGCCGCCUCGCUCCGGAAGAGCUAAAGUCGUGCCUCGUGUCUCUUGGCUACAGUAUCGGAAAGGACAGGCAAGGAGAACUCGACUUCCAGCGUAUACUCGCUGUUGUAGACCCCAACAACACAGGAUACGUCUCAUUCGACGCAUUCUUGGACUUCAUGACGAGGGAAUCCACAGAUACAGACACCGCUGAACAGGUCAUUGACAGCUUCAGGAUCUUAGCUGGUGACAAGCCGUACAUCACGGCGGAGGAACUGCGGCGCGAGCUGCCGCCCGACCAGGCGGAGUACUGCGUGGCGCGCAUGCCGCCCUACCGCGGGCCCGGCGCGCCGCCGCACGCGCUCGACUACAUGGCCUUCUCCACCGCGCUCUACGGCGAGACCGACCUCUAGGUCUUAACAUCAAAAGUCAUCUCUACCUGGAAGGUUAUGGAGUACAUUACAGGAACUUGCUCGGAGUCCAGUUGCCGCACUCAUCACUACUAACAACCUUGACCCAAGAUAAUGCGGUAUCGGCGUAACAACACAUAAAUUAUUUCCCUUAUGUUGACAAAAAUCUGACAACUCGCCCUAAUCAAUUGUUAACAUAAAGCAAACAAUUUUUGUGAUAUCAUUAGUCUAAAACAGUUCUGUAUCAAAUAUGUGCAAUGUUAAAACCAAAAAUGCCAUUAACUUUCUUAUCAAGAAAAAUCUCUUCUCCUUUGUGUAAUGGUUUGGCUCAAAUAAGAGAAAUCAUCUAUGUCUAAAACAUACUAUUUAUAUUAGAAUUAGGUAUUUUUAUCUUUUGUAUGAAAUUGUCAGGAAAGUCACAAAACAUUUAUUUGUAAGUAAAACUUGGUGCUAAUGUUAGGCUUCACUAAUGUGUAACACCAAAAUAAGACUCAUUGAAAAUGUGAGGGUGUUUUUGUUAUAUCCAUAUUAUAUAUUUUUUAUUUUUAAGCAUACAUUAUUUAUAAAAGUUCAAAUUUUAAUUACUGCCAUUAGUAAUUAUUGUGGUAGGUAAAAAGGUAUUAUUUUUUGAGUUGCCAAAAUUAAUAAAUGUUGCAGGGAAGUGUCACACAAAUUAUUUAUAUUAUAGAUUGCCAUACCUUGCCUGCAUCUAUUUAUUUAUCACUCGACUAUUAUUUUUAUAUAUAUAUCGUUUGUGAGAGUAUUUUAGAAUGAGUACUCAAAAUAAAUGAUCUGCCAUAUUUUUGUCUUUUAAUAUUGACUGUGUUGUUAAAACCUAUAAUUUAUAUGAGGAAACAGUGGAUGUAGAUUAAGAAUGAAUUAUGUGCCCAAAAAGUAUACUAACUCGAAUGUACAGCUAAUUUAAUAAAGAGCUCUUAAACAUCAGAUAAUUUUAUUUAUUUCCUUUACUCAAAUUUGUAACAUCUAAUAAAGAUUAACCAAAACUAACAAACCUAAAAGUAUUCAUUAAAAUUAUCAUUAAUUCUACAACAAUUUCACAAUCAUAAAAUUCUAGUUUCAAACUAGAGUUCUUGUUCAACUUAUAGUAACUAGAUAACAAAGAUCUUAUGUUAUUUUAAUGCAUAGAAAAAUACUACAAAUAAAUAAAACUUGGUAAUUUUUACAAUUUCUUACUCAUAUUGAUUGGUAAUAAUUAAGUAAAUAAAGCAAUAUGAAAACAGAAGGACUGAUUAAACUAUUUACCAUGUUUUAUUUAUAAAUUUAUUUAUGCAAAUAUUGAGAGUUAAAUAUAUUGUCAUCAACAUAAUAAUAAGUCAUAGUACAUACAUAUAUAGUCAAUAAAUAAGAUUUUUGGAACUGUUACUUUUUCUCCAUUUCUUUCUUUGUUUCUUCAGCCGUUAACAAGGCACUUUUGAUUCCAACUUUUUUAAGUUCCUCUACUAAUUCACCUGACUGAUGCAUUUGAAGCAUGAUAUCACAUCCUCCCACAAACUCACCAUUUAUGAACACUUGAGGUAUUGUUGGCCAAUUUGAGUAGUCUUUAAUACCUAUAAACAAAUUCAAAACUAAAAAUUCAUGACCUUUAUAUAAAAAGUGAGAAUGGAUGGGAUUUGGUCUGUCCUCACUAUCAAUUUCCAAUUAUUAAUUAUUUGUAAAUUCAAUUAUAUUUGUUUAAAAAGACAACUCUGAAUUGAUUUUAAUGAAAACUGAAAAUAUUAAUAAUGUUUAGAGAUUAUAUUAUCAUUUUUAGGGUUCCGUACCCAAAGAGUAACCAACUGGACCCUAUUACUAAGCCUAUGCUGUCUGCCCAGUAGGCUGUAUCUCAUGAUACGUAAUAAGUACACUAUUGAAAUUUUCACAGAUUGCGUAUUUCUGUUGCAGCUAUAACAACAAAUAAUAAAAAUAAAAUUAAGUUAAAAAUUUAAGGGGGCUCCCCUACUAGAAACGUGUUUUACGAUGGUAUGGAACCAUUCACGUGGCAGAAUUGCUGUCGCACGGAUGGGCCGGCUCGAACCGGGGUGGUACCACGACCUCACAGAAUACCAGCAUGAAGUAGAGGUUUACCUCUGCAGUUCGCUUGGUGAGUGCAGGUGGCCGGAGGCCCUUUUUACUGGAAAUGAGGCAUUCCAUCUUAGUCCUCACGGGUGACAACACAUCUGCAUUUUGAUACGCAAAUGAGGAUAAAUGUAGAUGUCUAUGGGCCGCAGCAACCACUUACCAUCAGGUGGACUAUGUGCUAGUUUGUCACCCUUAUCCUAUAAAAAAAAAUUCAUGCACAAGUUUGACUUGCACUUUGCCGGUUUUUUCAUAAGAUUGUGAAAGGAAAAGAAAAUUUAACAUUAAUGAAAAGUUAACAUUACUUGAAAAAAUAUGUUAUAGAAAUAACUUUUAUAAAAGAGUUAUAGUACAAUAUACCAAUGAAAAAAAUUUAAAAGAAAUGCAUAAUUUAAUUAACACAUUCUAUGCCAGUAACCCGCCUCACGAGUCUCUAAAUUAUUACAUUAUCUUAUAAGAUAAGUGAUACUUUGUUUUAAAACUUCACCAGUGGUAUUUUAGCACCAUAAACUAAAAAUAUUUGAGGUGGAAUGAAAUUAACGAGAUUACACAAUUUGUUAAAAAAACUUUAAUUCUUAUACAAUGCCAAGAAUGCACUAGGUGGGUUCAUUCAUUAAAUAUACUCAGGGGUCAUCAACAGCUUGCUCAGAAGUUUUCUGAAACAUUUCCUGUUCCCUGAUUCCCUCUUAACUUCCUAACUUAUUCUAAUUUGACAAAUGUGGUAUCAUAUGAAGCAUCUUAAUAUUGUUCGCUGGUUAUAUGCCUUUAUGAUGUUACCUAAUGUCAAAUUGUAUAAUAUGGCGCCUUCUAGAGAGUGUUUUUAUGAACUAAAAAAUAGAUGUUUAACUGCCAAAUAUGGUAUCAAUUGAGUUUAUUUAGCAUGUUCCAAAAAAAAAAUAUAUAUAUAUAUAUAUAACUAGCUGUCAGUGGUGCAGAUAUGCAAGUAAACUUAUUUUAUCUCCAAACCUGACCAAAAUAUACUUUAUAAAGAAAUUAUAAUCCCAAAAUAUUGAAAGUAAAAAGUGACUUUGAAAACUAAAAUAGAAUACUGAAGAUCCCUCUCUUAAAAGUAAGAAACAUAAUAAUUUCUUAUAUGAUUACAAAAGGUUAGGGAUUUCUGAUUAAAUUACGUUGUUACC
Parnassius mnemosyne (clouded apollo) is the source of this 5999-nucleotide messenger RNA. The record is from the annotation of a GenBank genome assembly. Lineage: Eukaryota; Metazoa; Arthropoda; Insecta; Lepidoptera; Papilionidae.